Penicillium lagena is the source of this 744-nucleotide messenger RNA. Its product is annotated as chromo domain-containing protein. Lineage: Eukaryota; Fungi; Ascomycota; Eurotiomycetes; Eurotiales; Aspergillaceae. The transcript is spliced from 7 exons. The record is from RefSeq and is a predicted model, not a curated record. The coding region runs from base 1 to 744 and encodes 247 amino acids. Gene Ontology annotation, biological process: negative regulation of transcription by RNA polymerase II; chromatin organization. Gene Ontology annotation, cellular component: nucleus; pericentric heterochromatin. Gene Ontology annotation, molecular function: chromatin binding.
AUGCCGCCGCCCCUGGAGGACCUUGAAUCUGACGGUGAGGAUCUCGGCGAUAUCCCACACGGUGGUCCCGAGACCGAGCAGGAAGACUCGGAAGAGGAUGGCGAGGAGGAGGAAGGACUAUAUGUCGUUGAAGAUAUCCUGGAUCACAGAUUUGUCAAAGGCGAGCUUGAACUAUUGGUGAAGUGGAAAGGAUACGAGGAACCCGAGGAUCAAACAUUCGAGCCAGAGGAGGGCCUUUUAGAGGGAGCCCACGAUAUCGUCGCCGAGUACUACAAGAGGAUCGGUGGCCGCCCCCGGCCACCUCCCAAGCCGGCCAAGGGCCCAGGACGCAAGCGCAAAUCCAUGACCGAUCCAAAGCCCGCCCCGUCACUGGAAUCACCACUCUCGCCAAUCAAGCGGCGCAAGCCAUCCCCCAAGGAGGAGGCAGAGGAGGCAGCCAAGAAAGAGAAGGGCAGUGAGGAGGUCGGCUUGAACUGGGUGUCCAAAGCCAAAAACUGGGAGAACCAAGUCGACUCCGUGGAUACCAUUGUGCGCGACCCGGAUACCGACACUCUCUUUGCUUUCCUCAAAUGGACCAAUGGCAAGCAGACGAAGGUCUCCAUCCAAAGUUGCUACGAGAACUGUCCGCAGAAGAUGCUCAAGUUUUAUGAAUCACAUCUUGUUUUCAAGGACGAGAACAAGGACGAGAACAACGAUGAAAUGAAUGGAAACACGGUUACGAAUGCGAAUGCGAUGGAUACUUGA